AUGGGCCCUGGGGAGGCUGCUGCUGAGGAUGUUGUUGUUGUUGCUGAGGAUGUUGCUGGGGGUGUUGUUGUUGGUGGUGUUGCUGCUGGUGAGGCAUCUGGGGCAUGGACGCGGAGACGGGGCUCAUCAUCAUGCCCUGGGUCUGCGGAGGAUGCUGCUGUUGAUGUUGCUGGUGGUGGUGCGGCGGCGGCGGCGGAGGAGGAUGCUGCUGGUGUGGUUGUUGAUGUUGCUGGUGAGGCUGCUGCUGCUGCUGCUGGUGAUGCUGGCAGCGGCGGCGGUGGCGUACAUGCCGAGGGCUGGCGGUUGGGCGUAGAGAGAGCGGCCAUGCUGGUCCUGCUGGGCGACGGAGGAGGCAGGGUGGUAGAUGGGCGGGUAGGGCCGCUGCAUGUGCGCCGUCGCCAUGAUAGAGAGAUGAUAGAGAGAGUAGAGAGAAAGUGGAAGAAGAAGUGGAAGAAGAAGCAGAGUGGAAGAAGGAUAAGAAGUGGAAGACUAAAAGAGGGGGAGACUAAAGAGGAGAAGAAGGGAAGGGAGCAGGCAGGGCAGGGCAAGGGUGAGACAGUAGCAGCAGAAGAAGAAGAAGAAGCAGCAGGGGAGGGAGAAGUUGCUUUUUUUUUCUCAUGGUUGCUUUUUAUUUACUUUUUUUGCUUUUUUAUUUUUUUUUUUACUUUUUUACUUUUUUACUUUUUGCUGUUGCUUUUUUGCUUUUGCUUAUUUUACUUUUACUUACUCCGUACAUACGAAAACGAGUCUACUCUCGAUUACUCUCUACUCUUAUUACUCUCUCUCUACUCUUUUUUUGGCUUCUACUCUACUUCUACUACUCUAUUCUCUAUUCUCUAUUCUCUUCUACCUUCUAUCUUCUCUUAUCUGCUCAACUCCUUCCUUCUUGAGAAGUCGGAGUCUUCUUCUUCUCUUUCUCCUUCUUCUUCUUCCUUUUCGACUACUUCUACCCUCCUUCCUAAUCCGACUUCCUCCACGCUUGGCAACAUGUCUUGGCAAACAAGGAGAUGCUUCCUCUUUAGAGAGAGAGUAGAAGAGAAGAAGAGAGAAGACAGUAAGAGAGAAAGUAGAGUAAGGGAAGACAGUAGAGAGAGGAAGAAGAAGAGAAGGCCACUCACCACUUACUUCUACUUCCUUUACUCUUUACUCUACUUCCUCUACUUACUCUACUUCUACUUCUCUACUGUCAUCUCUUAA
Molecule: messenger RNA, 1197 nt
Organism: Trichophyton verrucosum HKI 0517
Lineage: Eukaryota; Fungi; Ascomycota; Eurotiomycetes; Onygenales; Arthrodermataceae
Exons: 6
Coding region: 1-1197 (398 amino acids)
Source: RefSeq, a predicted model, not a curated record